Cryptosporidium muris RN66 is the source of this 768-nucleotide messenger RNA. RefSeq lists its product as uncharacterized. NCBI's taxonomy places the organism in Eukaryota, Apicomplexa, Conoidasida, Eucoccidiorida, Cryptosporidiidae. The coding region runs from base 1 to 768 and encodes 255 amino acids. The transcript has a single exon. The record is from RefSeq and is a predicted model, not a curated record.
AUGGAUAGCUUUUUAGGGAAGUACCUUGGAUGGUGUACUUUUGGUGUAAAUCUGAAUCUUGAAAACUGUGAAUUGUGUACCGAGGGUUCAAAACACGAGCUUGGUGAAAAGGCAUUGAACAAAUUAGUUAAAAGUAAAGCAUUUGUAGACUAUAGCGACUGCAUUGAUGAGGCAGUUAUAAAGAUGGAAGCUAGGAGACUGAGCCAUAAUUCAACCAUUAUGCAGUAUAUGGCUGAGGUCCCAGAAAGUAUAAAGCAUGAGAAAAUAGAAAGAUUCAAAGAAGAAGCAACUUCAUUUGCUAGUGAGAUGAUAAAUGGAAUAAAUGUAGAGAUUAUAUUAGGAGAUAGUAAGGCACAUCCAGUACAGUUAUCAUUAAAUAGAGAAUUUAAUUCCCUUGCAUUACGAAGACGAGGGAAGAAACUCACUUUGCCAUUGGCUACCAUAAGGUGUAUUGAAAAAACUUCCCAAAAGCUAAUUGAUGAUGCACCUGAAUUAGCAUCAGUUGAAAAGGCAGAAUUUGAACGAAUUGUUGCAGUUUCUACAAUAACAGAUGAUUGGUAUAUUUUUGUUAUGAAAAAUAGUGAAAUGAGAGAUAAAUUUUACCAUCAAAUGAGAAUAAUAGUUGCUUCUGUGAAGAUAUCUCUUGCAGGAGACGAAAAGUAUUGGGGAAACAUAUAUAAGGAUCAACACAAUGAAGCUGUAAAAAUAGAGGAUGAUUCUGAAGCAGCUUACUUGUUUCAAGAUGAGAGAGAAGAACAUAGACAUUAG